AUGGUCCAGCAGCGGGAGAUGCUCCUGGGCGCCCCGACUUUAACCAAGUUCCCUUACUGCGUCUUGGAGAUGUUGCUGUGCGCGCUGGCGGCCACGGCGCACGGCCAGGAGCUGUACGCCCCGCACUCUAUCCGGAUUGAGGGGGACGUCACUCUCGGGGGGCUGUUCCCCGUGCACGCCAAGGGUCCCAGCGGUGCGCCCUGCGGAGACAUCAAGAGGGAGAACGGGAUCCACAGGCUGGAGGCGAUGCUGUACGCGCUGGACCAAAUCAACAGCGAUCCCAACCUGCUGCCUAACGUCACCCUGGGCGCGCGGAUCUUGGACACUUGUUCCAGGGACACUUAUGCGCUCGAACAGUCGCUCACUUUUGUGCAGGCGCUCAUCCAGAAGGACACCUCCGACGUGCGCUGUACCAACGGGGAGCCACCGGUGUUUGUCAAACCCGAGAAAGUCGUGGGGGUGAUUGGCGCUUCGGGGAGUUCGGUGUCCAUCAUGGUAGCCAACAUCCUCAGGCUGUUCCAGAUUCCUCAGAUCAGCUAUGCGUCCACAGCUCCAGAGCUCAGUGACGACCGACGCUAUGACUUCUUCUCCCGUGUGGUCCCACCAGAUUCUUUCCAAGCCCAAGCUAUGGUGGACAUAGUCAAGGCUCUCGGCUGGAAUUAUGUAUCCACAUUGGCAUCUGAAGGAAGUUAUGGAGAGAAAGGUGUGGAAUCCUUCACCCAGAUUUCCAAAGAGGCAGGUGGGCUCUGCAUUGCCCAGUCCGUGAGAAUCCCCCAAGAGCGCAAAGACAGGACCAUUGACUUUGAUAGAAUUAUCAAACAGCUCCUGGACACUCCCAACUCCAGGGCCGUCGUGAUCUUUGCCAACGAUGAGGACAUAAAGCAGAUUCUUGCAGCAGCCAAAAGAGCUGACCAAGUGGGCCAUUUCCUUUGGGUGGGCUCAGACAGCUGGGGAUCCAAAGUAAGCCCACUGCACCAGCAUGAAGAUAUCGCAGAAGGAGCCAUCACCAUUCAGCCCAAGAGAGCCACCGUGGAAGGGUUUGACGCCUACUUUACAUCUCGAACCCUUGAGAACAACCGAAGAAACGUCUGGUUUGCCGAAUACUGGGAGGAAAACUUCAACUGCAAGCUGACAAUUAGUGGGUCAAAGAAAGAAGACACAGAUCGCAAAUGUACAGGACAGGAGCGAAUUGGCAAAGAUUCUAACUAUGAGCAGGAAGGCAAAGUCCAGUUCGUCAUUGAUGCAGUCUAUGCCAUGGCUCAUGCCCUUCAUCACAUGAACAAAGAUCUCUGUGCCGACUACCGAGGUGUCUGUCCAGAGAUGGAACAUGCUGGAGGAAAGAAGCUGUUGAAGUACAUUCGCAAUGUGAAUUUUAAUGGCAGUGCGGGAACACCUGUGAUGUUCAACAAAAAUGGGGAUGCCCCGGGGCGCUAUGACAUCUUUCAGUACCAAACUACUAACACAAGCAACCCUGGCUACCGCCUGAUUGGACAGUGGACAGACGAGCUUCAGCUCAACAUUGAGGACAUGCAGUGGGGCAAAGGCGUCCGGGAGAUCCCUUCUUCAGUGUGCACACUACCCUGCAAGCCAGGACAGCGGAAAAAGACUCAGAAGGGCACACCUUGCUGUUGGACUUGUGAGUCCUGUGAUGGCUACCAGUACCAGUAUGAUGAGAUGACUUGCCAACACUGCCCCUACGACCAGCGGCCCAAUGAGAACCGAACUGGCUGCCAAGACAUCCCCAUCAUCAAGCUAGAGUGGCACUCCCCCUGGGCCGUCAUCCCCGUCUUCCUUGCCAUGUUGGGCAUCAUAGCCACCAUCUUUGUCAUGGCCACAUUCAUCCGCUACAAUGACACACCUAUUGUGAGGGCCUCAGGUCGGGAGCUAAGUUAUGUGCUCUUAACAGGCAUCUUUCUCUGCUACAUCAUCACUUUCCUGAUGAUUGCCAAGCCAGAUGUGGCCGUGUGCUCCUUCCGGAGGGUGUUUUUAGGCUUGGGCAUGUGCAUCAGUUAUGCAGCGCUCUUGACCAAAACCAAUAGGAUCUAUCGCAUUUUUGAACAAGGCAAGAAAUCCGUGACAGCUCCCAGACUCAUCAGCCCUACAUCGCAGUUGGCCAUCACCUCUAGUUUAAUAUCCGUUCAGCUCUUAGGCGUGUUCAUUUGGUUUGGUGUGGACCCACCCAACAUCAUCGUGGACUACGAUGAGCAUAAGACCAUGAACCCCGAUCUAGCCAGAGGGGUUCUCAAAUGUGACAUUACAGAUCUUCAAAUCAUCUGCUCCUUGGGAUAUAGCAUUCUGCUCAUGGUCACAUGCACUGUGUACGCCAUCAAGACCCGGGGUGUCCCAGAGAACUUUAAUGAAGCCAAACCCAUUGGAUUCACUAUGUACACAACGUGUAUAGUAUGGCUUGCCUUCAUUCCAAUUUUUUUUGGCACUGCUCAGUCUGCAGAAAAGGCCCUGCUGCAAAAAAGAAGUACGUCAGUUAUAAUAACCUGGUUAUCUAACCUGUUCCAUCCCAUGGAGACCAGGAGCAGGAAGAUCUUCCAUUCCUGUGUCACUCAACUUGACACAGGACACUUGCUGUCCUGCCCAUGCUGCCCAUCUACUGGAGGCACUUCCCCAGCUGGGAGGCCAGUGUUAGAAGGUCCAACUGUCCUACAGCUGCUUCCUGAAAUAGUCUUACUUGCUCUUGGCUUCCUGAGUCACUGGCAUCAGCACUGCCAGCCACCUCAGCUGCCAUUUUGGUCCUUCCCUUCUGAAGGGCGACUCGAGACUCAAGCACCACCCCAGCUCUUUGGAAGAUACUGAGUGGAGUGGCUCUGGUGGUCCAGGGGGGCUGAUCUGUCAUUCCGUGUCUGUACUUCCAGGCAGCAAGGGUUCCAAAUGUUCUGUACAGUUCGUGAGGACUUUUGCACUUGGCCAUCAUGUUGUACUUCAGGUCCUUGUUUGUUUUUCGAAUGCCCUGUUUUCCAUCAACCCCUGUUCUCUCGACGGCCAAAUACUGGGGGAUUUAGAAAGCCAGUGUCAGUUCACAAAGAUGGCGGCAGACUCAAGUAACUACUACUUCUAGGCCCAGGACUGUCUGCUUCAGUUGAAAACGCUGCUGCAAAUCAUGUUAUUCUUCUUUUUAUUUUUUAAGACACACACAAAAAAAGAUGUUUAAAGACCAAAAACUGUGCUGAGAAAGUCGGCCCCCCCCUAUCUGGUUGUUCGCAGGUCCGACCAAAGGACAGAAUGGGUGGAAUUGAAAAGAGGUCUUGGACUUGGGAAUGCAUGCCGGUAAUGUAUUUCACAGUACACUGAUCAUUUCUGUUUGAUAUUCGUAUUUGUGUUCUCUUUUAUUAUUUUCCUUAGGGUAUAUGGAUAUUUUGCAAUAAUUUUAAGAAUUAUUAAGCUAUUUGAAGAAAAGAAAUAUGGAUUUUUCAUGUCUUGAGGUUCUGUUCAUGUGCCCAACCCCCCCCCAACGACUGACCAGUGUGAUGAGGACUUUAAAAAAAAAAAAAGAAAAAAAAGCAUGUAUGUUUUUUACUGUUUGUAAUAAGUACUUUCCUUAAACUUGCUGCUUCCGUGCCAAUUUAGUGGGAAGACAACCCUCGCUGAAAAAGUCCCUUUCCAUUCUCUUUCAACUCUGUGAUAUUGUCCACGAAUGUAUCAAUAAAAUACUUUGGUUAACUUUUUUA
Messenger RNA from Suncus etruscus (white-toothed pygmy shrew), 3680 nucleotides. It is a transcript of the gene GRM7, whose product is annotated as glutamate metabotropic receptor 7. Gene Ontology annotation, molecular function: group III metabotropic glutamate receptor activity. The coding region runs from base 1 to 2808 and encodes 935 amino acids. NCBI's taxonomy places the organism in Eukaryota, Metazoa, Chordata, Mammalia, Eulipotyphla, Soricidae. Gene Ontology annotation, biological process: G protein-coupled glutamate receptor signaling pathway; regulation of synaptic transmission, glutamatergic. The record is from RefSeq and is a predicted model, not a curated record. The transcript has 9 exons. Gene Ontology annotation, cellular component: membrane.